AUGGUUCCUGGCCAUCCUGAGGCAAACCGAACCCGAGAACCUGAUUCUGGGUUCACCGGGUGCAAAAUGCGGAAAACGGGGACGAAUGAGGCUUCCGGAACAGAAAAGUACGACGUGCUGAUUAUCGGUGGCGGCCUGGCCGCCGUCCGCACUGCGAAAGCCGCCGCGAAAUACGGGCGAAGGGUUCUCUUGUGCGCACACAACUAUGACGACGAAUUGCUUGUGGCUGAUUGCGUGGACGCCGUCGACGGAACGCUUUUCUCAACAGCUUCCGGAACAGAAAAGUACGACGUGCUGAUUAUCGGUGGCGGCCUGGCCGCCGUCCGCACUGCGAAAGCCGCCGCGAAAUACGGGCGAAGGGUUCUCUUGUGCGCACACAACUAUGACGACGAAUUGCUUGUGGCUGAUUGCGUGGACGCCGUCGACGGAACGCUUUUCUCAACAGACUUCCGCUCCGUCAUCAGAAUCCUCGCGCGACACGCGGCUGAAAUAUCUCGCAUGAUACUCUCUGGUGAACCAUCCGCGUUCGGUUGGCAACUCCAGCAGUCAUCAGAGGUGUCCAGUCAGAUGAGUCCUCAUCAUCAGCACCAGCAGCAGCAGCAGGAAUCGACACCGACGACACUGCGCCACAACUGGCUCCAGUUCACGCAGAAUGCCAAAGCCCUGAUGGAGACAACAACUCGCAGAGAAGCCGUGGAAGACCUGGAGCAAUACGGAGUCAAUAUCCUCAGGUCCUUGCCCUCGGUUAUCGAUGCCAACACAGUUCGAUUCGACGAAGGCAAAAGCGUCAGAACGGAGUGCCUUGUCCUGGUGCCAGUGAUGCGGCCAAAAAUCCCGGAAAUCCCCGGGAUAAAAGAAUUCAGCACACCUGUCGAGUCCAUGUUCCACGUCAAACACGACCCCGGGAAAACCCUCAUCAUUGGGGCAUCGUCAUCAGCACUGGAAGCUGCUGGGCUUCUUCGGAGCCUAUCCCCGGGAUAA
Messenger RNA from Notodromas monacha, 981 nucleotides. The record is from the annotation of a GenBank genome assembly. Lineage: Eukaryota; Metazoa; Arthropoda; Ostracoda; Podocopida; Cyprididae.